Messenger RNA from Apus apus (common swift), 1572 nucleotides. RefSeq names its product kelch like family member 10 (gene KLHL10). Lineage: Eukaryota; Metazoa; Chordata; Aves; Apodiformes; Apodidae. Gene Ontology annotation, molecular function: protein binding. The record is from RefSeq and is a predicted model, not a curated record.
GGCCUUUCCCCUGAAAUGAUGAGGAUCAUCAUCGAGUUUGCCUACACCAGGACAGUACCCAUCACGAUUGACAAUGUCGAAAAUUUGCUAAUUGCAGCAGACCAGUUUAACGUCAUGGGCAUCAUCAGGCUCUGCUGCGAGUUCUUGAAAGCCCACUUCUGCCCCGAGAACUGCAUAAGCAUCUGGAGGCUCACAGAGAGCUACUACUGUCCUGACCUAAGAGAAGCAGCCUACACGUUCAUCCUGCGUCACUUUGAGGAGAUAUCCAGGGUCUCUACAGAGUUUCUAGACCUUCCCUUAAGUGACCUAGAGCAGAUCAUGGAGAGAGACGAGCUCAAUGUGAAGGAAGAAGAAGUGGUGUUUGAGGCAAUGCUGAGAUGGAUUGCCCACGACCCCCAGAACAGGAGGCAGCAUGUUGCAGCCCUGCUGGGCAAGGUUCGACUGGCACUGAUGGAAGUAGGCUACUUCAUCAACAAGGUCAAGAGGCACGAUUACGUGAAGGACAAUGAAGAAUGCAAAGACCUCAUCAUAGACACGCUGACAGAAAUGUACAUCUUCAACAUGCAUGGUCCAUCCCGCUCAGGUUUUACCAACCCGCUCAGCCGGCCCCGCCUGCCCUCCACCCUCCUCUUCGCCGUGGGGGGCUGGAGCGGGCGCAGUCCCACCAACGCCAUCGAGACGUACGACAGCCGUGCCGACACCUGGCUGAACGUCACCUGCCAGCAGGGAAGGCCCCUGGCCUACCACGGCACUGCCUAUCUGAAAGGCUUCAUCUACAUCAUUGGAGGGUUCGACAGCGUGGAGUAUUACAGCAGCGUCAAGCGGUUCGACCCCCGGAAGAAGACGUGGCAGCAGGUGGCCCCCAUGCACUCGCAGCGCUGCUACAUCAGCGUCACCACCCUCCACGACUCCAUCUACGCCAUGGGGGGGUACAACGGGAACACGCGCCUGGACACGGCCGAGCGCUACGAGCCAGAGAGCAACCAGUGGACCCUGAUCGCCUCCAUGAACGACCAGCGAAGCGACGCCAGUGCGACCACACUGCACGAGAAGGUGUAUAUCUGUGGCGGGUUCAACGGGACCGAAUGCCUGAUCACUGCAGAGGUGUACAAUGCCACCACAAACCAGUGGAGCUUCAUAGCCCCCAUGACCACCAGCAGAAGCGGAGUGGGUGUGAUCGCGUAUGGAAGCGCCGUGUACGCGGUAGGGGGAUUCGAUGGAUUUAACCGGCUGCGGAGCGCGGAAGCGUACAACCCGGUCACCAACACCUGGCGCAUGAUCCCCACCAUGUUCAGCCCACGCAGCAACUUUGGCAUUGAAGUGGUGGACGACCUUCUGUUUGCAGUUGGUGGCUUUAAUGGUGUUUCCACCACCUUCACCGUCGAGUGCUACAACGAGAGGACCAACGAGUGGUACGACGCUGAGGACAUGUCCAUCAGCCGCAGCGCGCUGAGCUGCUGCGUGGUGCCCGACCUGCCCAACGUCAGGGACUACGUGGGCAGUGACACUGACACAUGGACAACUUCAGGGGAAGCCAGGUUAAACUCUCCAACAAGGAGCCUGCCUGUAUAA